AUGUUUAGCAAAACACGUUUCCUGGACAAGCACCUGGGUGCUCGUGGGAAGUUCACGCUGGCACUGACAGGAGCAGAAACUACGCGGAAGCGCUCUCAACUCGCCUGCCAAAGUUUAGGUGGAUUACAAGAAGAACUUGAAGCACCACGCGGCGCGUUCACUGGAGACUUUCUAUAUACAUACACCCAAGACCGCAGCACUGUCCCACGACUUGAAAGCAGUCCCCUACCUGGGGUCGAUGUUGCGAUACUGGACACUGUCCUUGCGGAGGUAAAUGGCCUUGUUGCAACUGGGCCAGCCGCAGCAUUCGCCGAGCCGACCCAGGCGAUCUCUGAUUUUGUACUCGUACUUUACACGGUCCAAGCAGUCUGCGCACCAGUUGUCGGCAUUCCUUAUACGGCAGACGCAUUCGCAGUCUAUGGUGUAGGUGCUCUGCGUGCAAUCCUUCUUUCUGUUGUACGUAAUGCACCACGGGUGCUCAACCGAGACGCCGACGUCCUCGUGCAGCUCCGGGACGAGCCUGCCGGCAAUGGUCAGCGAUUGCCAUCGGUUGCCGUUGCUGACGCGCCGGCAGACGGAGGGAUCGACGCCGUGCUUGCUGAUGACGGCCUGGGCCCGGUCGCAGUUGAGCUCGGUGAACCACUGGUCGGUGGUCCUGACCUUGCACAUGCGCCCGAUGCCCUCGAGCUCGGACGAGUAGACGCAGUCGACGCCGUGCUCGAACCGAGACAUGAGCGCCUUGCCCUGGGCGGAGUCGAGGCUGAGGCUCGGCUCGUAGGCCUGGUACCACUUGACGAUGGUGUCGUAGCCCGUGUGCAGGUCCCAUCCCGUGCCGCCCCAGGCGCUCUUGGAGCAGAGCAUGGCGGCGACGCACCGGUCCUGCUCCGCCUUGUCGGCCUGGCCCUCGCCGCACGAGAGCGGCUUGCAGGCGGUGGUUUCUUGCAGCUCCGCGCAGAUGACGUACGGAGGCUCGAUCGGCGAGAUGCCGCUGCCGGUCCUGAUGCUGCUGAGGAACCGCUCCUGUAUGUUGGCCGAGGGGAAGGGCACCCUGUCGCAGAUCUCGUUGUCGCCCGGCAUGAAGAUGGUGCCGUCCCAUCGGUCGGACUGGUUGACGUUUCUGCAGUUGGGAUCCCCCGAGCACUGCCCGUUGAGGAUGUAGCACGAGGCCACGAGCUGCGUCAGGUGAGAAACCCCGAGGCUGGCGCAGGGGUUGCCGCGCGAUCUGCCCCCGCGGCUCAUCUCGCCGUGGAUGCCGAUGGCCAGCUCUACGGCGAAGCCGACCGCCUCGACGAACACGCCGAAAAACCGGGGCUCGACCGUCGAGUUCAUCCUGAAUCUGAAUCUGAAUCUGAGUCCCUGGGGGUAGCGGUGCACUUGUGCUGCGGUGGGUGGGACGGGGAGAAAUAA
Ustilaginoidea virens is the source of this 1407-nucleotide messenger RNA. RefSeq lists its product as uncharacterized. The transcript has 2 exons. Lineage: Eukaryota; Fungi; Ascomycota; Sordariomycetes; Hypocreales; Clavicipitaceae. The record is from RefSeq and is a predicted model, not a curated record. Bases 1 to 1407 code for a protein of 468 amino acids.